Messenger RNA from Drosophila eugracilis, 4393 nucleotides. RefSeq names its product nuclear pore complex protein Nup154 (gene Nup154). The record is from RefSeq and is a predicted model, not a curated record. Gene Ontology annotation, cellular component: nuclear pore inner ring; nuclear pore. Gene Ontology annotation, molecular function: structural constituent of nuclear pore. NCBI's taxonomy places the organism in Eukaryota, Metazoa, Arthropoda, Insecta, Diptera, Drosophilidae. Gene Ontology annotation, biological process: RNA export from nucleus; protein import into nucleus; protein localization to nuclear inner membrane.
UCCCAUCUGGUAACACUGGGCCGAAGGCGGGAGCGUGGGUAAAUCAGCAUCAGCCGGCCAAAAAUUUGCAGAUCAGAUUAGUCUUUUUUUAUCUUAAAACAAUUGUUUACGUAUAUUUUUAAAAUUUGCUUACAACCGAGUUAGCCCGCCUUAGUUUAGUUUCGCAUAAUGACUGCUCCGCAAGCACAGGUGGACUUCUUUUUAACAGCGGGAAGUAUGCUGGAAUGGCAUGAUAGUCUGGACAGAAAUAAGCCGGGUCUGCUGGAAUUGACAGGCGUUAGCCAACAUGGGCGAGCCACCAUGAGUGGACUCAAUGACUACGAUUACCAGAGCCUUUCGUUCUUCAAAUCGGAUGAAACACAUAACCUACAACAAAUGCGGACUGUAAGCAAAUCGACCAUUCCCAACGAGAUCCUUGAGCACUUCAAGCACAUAAAAUGUCACUGCACCAUGGGGCUGUUUCCGGAAAUUGGUCGCGCCUGGCUAACCAUUGAUUCGGAGAUUUAUAUUUGGACCUUCAAUCAGUUUCGGGAUGUGGCGUACUAUGACGGACUGAGCCACCUUAUUGUUAGCGUUGGUCUAGUGAAACCAAAAGCCGGCGUCUUUGUUGAGGAUGUCAAGUAUCUCCUGAUCCUCACCACGCCCAUCGAAGUCAUUGUCCUAGGCGUAACCUUUGGUGAGAGUACGUACAAAGAAAUGCAGCUGAUGAACAAGCCCAUUUUUGUUAUUGCCACUGAUAACGUGUCCAUCAGCGUCAUUAAGGGAACCAAUGACGGACGCAUCUUUCUGGGCGGCCGAGAUGGUUGCCUAUAUGAGAUAUUCUACCAAGCCGAAUCUAGUUGGUUUGGGAAACGUUGCAAGAAGGUAAACCUCUCCCAAGGACUGGUCUCAUACAUGGUCCCCAGCUUCCUCAAAGGUUUUUUCGUAGAUCCAAUUGAACGCAUAGAGAUUGAUAACAGCCGAAAGCUGCUAUACGUUCUAACAGAAAGAGGUUCAAUUGAAGCCUGGGAUAUCGGUACGGAUUACUCAAAUGCUCGAAGGCUGGGACGAAUCACCCAAAACGAUAUUACGAACCAAGCAAUCGGUUUGAUCACUACUGUGGACCCGGCUAUUUUCAAAAGUGUCAAAGCCAUCUGUCCCAUAAGUGCCGACGAUUCUGCUGGCAAACUGCAUCUUGUGGCUGUGACGCAGUGUGGUGUGAGACUUUAUUUCUCAACAACGUCUCUAAAUGUGCCGCAGCAAUUCGGUAACACAUCGGUUUGUACUCAGGCUGAAAAUACUGGAUUUGGUCAGUCAGCGACGCAGCCAGCACUGUCGCCAGGAGCUGACUCCCCAAAAGGACUCUACCUUCUUCAUGUUCGCCUUCCGCCCGGUUAUACACCAAACGCCACCACAAACAAGCCAAAACAGGUGCAUGCCGCCUACUAUACGGAAGGUACAAUGUUGAUGAUUACCACUCAGCAGCAAGAGCAGGAUCUACUGUGGUCAGUUAGCUCGGCUCCAUCUGUUAACUUUUCUUACCUGGUGGAAUCGACGGCUCUGGAGAGCCUAGAUGGAGUGGUUUGGGGUUUGGCUGAGUUGUACGAACCGUCAACGCCACUUCUUAAGUCUCCAUUAAACAGUGCCCGCCACUCCCGCAAAGUAGCAUUGCUUACCAACCAAGGUACACAAAUAGUAGAGCUUCUCAAGAUGGUCGACGUACUGCAACAGAUUCUACUGUCGUGUAAUGGCCCGCACCACGAGGAGGUAAAGAUGUUCUUCCAAUCACAGAAUCAGAGAGAGGCAUGUGUCACCGCACUAUUGCUGGCCACUUCGGAAAAAUACCGUGGAGGCGACCUCGGCUUGUGGGCGACCCAGGCGUUCAUGCUAUACGGUGGGGAGCCGUGUUACCAACAUCAAAAGUUCCUAAACGCCGGUAACCGCAAUAUGGCUAAUCAAACACUGGGCCCAAAUACGACGACCGGAAGAGAGCGUCUACCCAUGUUUAUGUCGACACCAAUGCCAAAUACUGGGGCAACCAGUCCUGGUGGUUAUCCUGGAUCCCAUUUUAAUCAACCUAUAAGUCCCAUUGGAAAUGUGCAGAAAUCGCAGGUGGUUGGUAAUGAGAAUUCGCCAAUCGUUUUUUCGGCCAAGCACGAUGGACUUUACUUGUAUGUCUCCCGAAUGUUGCGAUCAAUAUGGCAAAUGCGUUGUGUAAAUGAGCAGUUUGGCUCCAAUCUAAGUCAAAAGGAUUGUGGCCUCUUGCAAUCCGAUCUCCGAUCCCUGCGCAGCUUCCUGGAGGUACACUCUGUUCAUGAUAUUUCCUCGUCUACGCGAUUGUCGUUUGACUCUCAUUUGGACAGAACGAAUUCAUACAAUACCAUUAUGAUGAACAACACCCUCCUGCCAAUUCCUGAGCAGCGGAUUCUAUCUGAGCAGGCUCAAGUUGAGGAAAAGCGAUCACUUUCAGCUCUCAACCUCUUUGUCAAACACGCCUGUGAGGUUGUAUCGCUUUGGAGCAUUCUAAACGCACAUUCCUUUCAGCUGAUAUGCUUGCAACUCAGUCCCGAACAUCAAAAAAUGCUGAAGUGCUGCACUUUCCGCGACCUUCUUUUAACACGUUCUGAGGUCUGCGCGUUUUUGAUCAUAUCUCUGAUCAAUUUAUAUCUCAAGGACAAAGCCGGAGUUUCUGAGGUGUCCAUGAACUUGCGCGAGAAGUGCCCCAAUCUCUACAGGCAUGAGGAUGAUGUGACCUACAAGGCCACUGAGUUGUUAAUGAAUGCCAAGAAUUGCACAUCGUCCACCGAAAAGCAGCAAAAGCUGCGAACCACACUGCAUAUGUGCAAGGAUGCUGCGCCCACACUGCCACUGCACAGUAUUUGCCAGCAGUUCAUUUCCGCUGAUUUCUUUGAGGGCGUAAUCGAGCUUUCGGCCGUGUGCGCGUCAAAAAGCGAUCCAGAGGAAGUUGGCAUCCACUUUUACAAUAAUGGAGAACCAGCUGAGGACCGCGAAGGUUACUCUUGCUUCGCUACAAGAAUGACGUACUACAAGGAGGUGCAACUUAUGCUGGACCAUAUCUACCAGACUUCAUGCAACAAGUCACACGUCCAGGAUCAAACGCAAUCGCCAAUUCAACUUCAAAAUACUGCAAAAACCAAGGAUGCACGGAACACAGCUAAGCAAACUAUCCCAAAAAUUGUGGCCCAGGCACUGCGGGUUAAGGACCCUCUGAUCCAUGUAACUAUUUAUGAAUGGCUGCUCUCCCACGACAUGUUCAGUGAACUUUUGGACGUAGUCGAUGCAUCGUUGGGAGAGUUUCUGCGCCGCAGUGUGUCGCGAAACGCCGACAAUGUCGUGUUGAUCGACUUGCUGUGGAAGUACUACGAAAAGAACGGUCAUCAUUCCCAGGCAGCCCAGAUAUUGGACAAUUUGGCUAUGACACGCAGUGAAAACAUAACUUUGGAACAGCGAAUAGAGUAUUUGGUGCGUGCUGUUAUGUGUAUGCGAAAUGGGAACGUUGGCUCAUCAAUAACUAAUGGCAUUUUCCUGAAGGAACUGGAGGACAAGUUGGAUAUAGCACGAGUUCAAAAGUCAGUGCUGGUCGCUAUGACGGAAUUGGCUCGCCACAAACUGGAAGCCUCCACGGCCGUCAAGGAGUUAAAUUAUGCAUUGUUUGAUAUUACGCAGCUUUAUCAGCACUUUGCGGAACCGUUCGACCUCUGGGAGUGCCAAUUGUCCAUACUUAAUUGUUCCCAUCACAACGACCCUCUUUUAAUCGAAUCGGUCUGGGGUAACAUAAUCAAUAGCAUUGUAGAUGAGCCAGGCACAACUCAAGAACGGAGCAAUAGGUUAUUCACAAAAAUUGAACUUUUGGUAAGAGAGUACGGGGAGUCCGGAGCCUGCUUUCCCUUUGCUUUUCUCAUAAGAGAACUGGAACUCAAAGCCUGCCAACUGCGCUUGCCUGAGGGUAUAGUGGCGGAGAAACUGGUGACCAUGAAUCUAGAUGUUGAACUGCUCCUGGAAUACUAUUCGAGGAUGAUUUCAAUGAACGAACGCGUUUGGGCGAAUGAAGGUAAUGAGUGGCAUUUGAUCCAAUCCGCUAUCCGAGUCGUCUCCCUCAUGGCAGACAACGCUCAAUCCAUUUGGUACCGUUCAAAAAGACGAAUUGUUGGUAAGGCUCAAGACAUAGUGGCGGGCUGCUUGAACAUUUGCUACCAAAAACCCGACACUAAUCGGCUUCAACAUUCGCUUAAGGAACUUCAAAGCCGACUGCAACGUUUGUUGGUUUAAAGACCUUUCCUUGCAUAAAGUUAUUAUUUCAAUUGAUUUUUAAAAUGCUGGAUUAGACGUUAAGUUUGACUGAGAUAUAUAUUGUAUUUGUAAUAAACAUGUUAAAUAAAUUGAUUUUCUCACA